Molecule: messenger RNA, 1548 nt
Organism: Sorex fumeus (smoky shrew)
Lineage: Eukaryota; Metazoa; Chordata; Mammalia; Eulipotyphla; Soricidae
Gene: ART5
Product: ADP-ribosyltransferase 5
Exons: 4
Coding region: 414-1340 (308 amino acids)
Molecular function (GO): NAD+ poly-ADP-ribosyltransferase activity; NAD+-protein-arginine ADP-ribosyltransferase activity
Source: RefSeq, a predicted model, not a curated record
CCCACCGCGCUGGUCACCGCGCCGGGCGGUGUCGGGUUACGGCCGAGGGGGCUAUAGUUAGCCGGGACUUGGACUCAGCGGGGACAGCGCGACCGCUGGGUCCUGGCACCCAGUCCCCUCUCCCGCGGGGCCGGUCACCGCUCCGCCAGCAGCGGUGAGAGAGAAGAUCGCGGGUGGGCGGCUCGGGAGCUGCGACCCCCGUCGCCCGGGGCUGGGGGCUCCUCCCUCUGCCCCACGGACGCGCCCUGCGCCCCGCCCUGUGCCCUACCCACUGUCGCGGCCCCUCCCCGGCCGGGCCCGAGCCCUGGGUCCCCUCCCCCGAGCGGAGAAGGGGGUCCAGGUCUCCGUCCUGCGGUCCAUCCACCGGACCCCAGCCGGCCGCUCGACCCACUCUAAGUCUCCCCGGAGCUACGAUGCUGGCGGCGCUGCUGCUCGCCCUUCGCUGCCUCGGCUUCCACAUCGCCUGGCAGGCACAGGCUGUGCCCAUCCUGCUCCUGGGCCUGGCUCCAGACACCUUCGAUGACGCCUACGUGGGCUGUCAGGAGGAGAUGGAGGGGAAGGCAGCGGCCCUGCUCCAGGAAGAGAUGGCCAGCCACGCCCUGCUGCGAGAGUCCUGGGAGGCAGCCCGGGAGGCCUGGGAGCACAGGCGUCAAGGGCUCACCCUGCCCCCUGGCUUCAGGGCCCAGCACGGAAUCGCCAUCAUGGUCUACACCAACUCGUCCAACACCUUGUACCUAGAGCUGAACCAGGCCGUGCGCUCUGGUGGCGGCUCCCGGGACCUCUACCUGAGGCACUUUCCCUUCAAGGCCUUGCACUUCUACCUGACCCGGGCUCUGCAGCUGCUGCAGGGGAGUGGGGGCUGCCGUGGGGGGCCUGGGGAGGUGGUGUUCCGAGGUGUGGACACCCUGCACUUUGAGCCCAGGACACUCGGGGACACUGUCCGCCUGGGUCAUUUUGCCUCCAGCUCCCUGGAUGAGGCCAUAGCCCGCAGGUUCGGUAAUGCCACCCUCUUCUCUCUAAGGACUUGCUUUGGGGUCCCUAUCCAGGCCUUGUCUGUGUUUCCCGGGGAGCGUGAGGUGCUGAUUCCCCCGCACGAAGUUUUCCUAGUCACCAGUUUCUCCCAGGACGGGGGCAGGAGCCUUGUGACUCUCCGGAGCUAUAAUCAGACCUGCAGCCACUUCAACUGCGCCUACCUGGGGGGGGAGAAGAGGCGGGACUGUGUAUCUGCACCAACAGAGGUCCAGCCAGGCCCCCCCUCCAAAGAAGCCUUGCCUCUGAACUUCCAGAAGACCUUGCCCACGCCUCCCAGGAGAGUCCAGUUCUCGGAAGCAGGGCCCUGAGAACGUCGUGUCCACCACGCAGGGCUCCUGAGGGAGUGGACAGUCUUGACCAGAGGAAAGGGCCCGGCAGACGGCCUGAAGGAGCAGGCACGUGGCUGUGGACCCAGAUUAUUGGGGGAUUCUGAGACCUGUGCGGGUGCCCCAGCUCCACAGGACACGCGAAGGAAGGCACAUCAGGGACGGCCACUCGAUUAAAGAGCAAUGCAAC